GUUCCUAUCUAAUUCUACGAGUCUUCGGAUUAUAAAUAACAAAACGGCGUUGUCCAUGGUGCCCGUAACACUUUACCUUAUUAUUUUACAUGGCUAUACCAAUAAGUGACACUUGUUGAUGGCGGCCGGUGGAACUGCUUACCGACUGGAUGGCCGAAGUGUGAACAUUUUCAGGCAGUCAUUAAAUAGGGAAGGAUUUGGACGAAACUUUGCGUCAGGUCCAUGCUGAGUGUUUGCAUGUUUCAAAUGCAUCACUCGCUUCUAUUUUCAGUCGAAAAAGAGGUUUCGUACAUGCGAUAAAACACAUUCAUAGUCUUUAUACACUUACUACAUCUCCUCAAUGGAAUGUUCGCGCUACCCUUUUUUCAGUGAUAGUAUGUAUGCAUUUUCUCGGAAUGGUUCCUUUUAUGACAAAUCGAUUAUCAAGUGUUUGUUUCCAUGACUCUGUAUCACCAAAGGUGUACCGUUCCAACAGCUCUGGGUUGGUGUCGGAACGGGAAGUCAAUAAGAUACAUUUUUACCCUUUCUCACUCGCUCUCGUCUAAACAUUCCAUCGUACCUUCAAAGUCCUUUGGGUAGUGUGGAAGUUAGCAUUGUCACAACGCAUUCCUCGUUAAGUAGUUUUGUCCUUUGUGAUAGUUAUUAAUCGAAAAGUGUGUCACCAGAGCGACGCAUCGAGGCUCUCAAGUGAUCAAUCCAACAGAAACAAUUCGUAUCACGUGGAAAUGAGUAAAACGGCUGUUGGCAUUCUUGGUGGCGACGAUGAACUGCUGCAGAGCUUCGUUCGCGUGGGACUCCACUCUGAAGGGGGCGGCGAUGGUCAGCAUAUGCAAAAUCUCGUCUCGGGAGGUGGUGGUAGUGGCAGUGGUGGUGGUGGUGGUGGUUUAGGUGCAUCUGGAAAUGCCGAGCCUCACCGGAUGAGCCACCCGAAAGGUGAACAACAUCUAGUACGACAAUACUCUGACCAUAUGUCGGAAUUUAGCGAUAAAAAUGGUCCCCGAAAGUACAGAAACUUGUUCAACGAACCUAUCGACAUGAAAAAACGUCGGUACUUCGACGAGGUGUACACGGACAAAGAUCGUGCAGCCGCAGUUAGCAUUGGGAGCUAUGACAUAAAGCAAAACCUUCUCAACAAGCGCCGUGCGGAGAGACACGAUGCGUUGCAACUGCCUGAGCAAGCAGACCCGGGCGCAAUUCUGGCACUUGGAAUGCGUGAGAUAAAAAAUCGGAACCUGGACAACGCCGUCCAUUUUCUAUCCAAGGCUUUGGAUAUGAACAACAAUGACCAAAGCGCGCUGGUAGCUAGAAGUAAAUGCUACCUUCAGCUGGGUGAACCUGCCAAAGCCCUACAAGAUGCCGAAACCGCACUUCUAUUGGAUAAAACCAACAUAAGAGCCAUUUACCAGAAAGCGGAAGCUUUAUACUAUUUGGGCCAAUUUGAGCACAGCUUAAUGUUCUUCCAUCGUGGGUUAAGAUUACGACCUGAGCUGGCUAGCUUCAGGUUGGGAGUUCAAAAAACACAGGAAGCAAUAGAAAACACUAUUGGUAGUAACACCAAAAAUUUACCACCGAAAAAACCAACCAAAGUGGAUAAACCGAAAACUACAAAGAAGGUUCCUCUAUCGAGAGAAGAAAUGGAUAAGAGAGCUGCUCGCAGACUGCUGGGUGAUCUUUACGUUGAUAAGGAGUACUUGGAAAAUCUUCUCAAACAUCCAGACCUUAAGAAGGCUGACACUAACACUGAGGGUGUUUCAGAGUUGGCGAAAGACGCGAUUAAUUUUCUUAACAAUAGACAGGAAUUUUGGCGCCAACAGAAACCAUGCACUAGUUUGAAUGCAAAGAAAAUGGAUAGCAACAACGGCGGCUUGCCGAGAUGGUGAAAUUCGAUGAUUAUUUCAGGUAUAAUUUAGUAAAGAUGUUUCUAGUACCAAGAGAAAGUAGUCAUCCUCUAGGGAGAGAUAUGCGAAGAUGCCAUAUGGAGCCAGAGAAACUGUAAAAUUUUAGAGCCAACCGAUACAAACCCGCCAUUAUUUGGUAGCACUGUUAGCUUUUAACAAUGGUUCCCAAUUUUUCUGUUUUUUCCUCCGCACAUCUCUGACAACGAGGAUAAUUAAGAGAAAGUUCAUUUACUAGCUUACGCUGUGUUGUGUAAUAAUUGACUCAUUACCUUUUCAUUAGAAAAUCCUUACGAUUCAGAUGAUAUUAAUUAAAAACUAAUGUAAACUCUU
Messenger RNA from Topomyia yanbarensis, 2228 nucleotides. Its product is annotated as outer dynein arm-docking complex subunit 4. Lineage: Eukaryota; Metazoa; Arthropoda; Insecta; Diptera; Culicidae. The record is from RefSeq and is a predicted model, not a curated record. Bases 726 to 1880 code for a protein of 384 amino acids. Gene Ontology annotation, cellular component: cytoplasm. The transcript is spliced from 6 exons. Gene Ontology annotation, molecular function: protein binding.